AUGAGGACAUUGGAGGCUCAGAGCCUGGGAGAGGCUGCAAACACGGUGUUCGAUUCGCCGGGUGGCGCCCGGAUCACUUUUUCUACGUCUGGUGACCGGCAAGGCCAAAACUAUUGGGAAAUUCCUGUCAAUGCCAUGUUGGGGAUCUACAUGGAACAAAACACGGUUUCGAAAAUGCACCUCACUGGAAUCUCCCUGGAAGGCGAUGUGUACGGCAAUGCGGACAUUGAGGUGUUUGCUAUGAACGUUCUUAGGACGUUGAGUACGCCCAGCCCGGUGCAGAUUCAUCCGGAGGAUAAGAGGUUUCAAUCUGGCUACGGAGACCCUUCCAUCUUGGGUCGGACGGAGAACCCUCGUGUUAAGGAACUGACGUAUGCUGCGUUCAGCGCACUGGCUCAGGAUGGCAGUCUUUUUGGUGCUCCUCUGCACAGCGACAAGUCGAGUCGCUCUAUGGCCUGUGAGACCAGGAUUGACGGAGGCAAGCCCAUCCACAGCAACGGGGGUAGGUCUGCGCUGUCGCUUCCUAUGCGCUCCGUUGACUCGUCUGCGGCAUCUCAUGUCCGGAAGAUGUCGGCCAGGUGGUACUGGCCUUUGAACCAGUCAGUCAGCUUGUCGGCCGUGAAGGAGAAGACCGGUGUUGUGUUGGACGACAACUCUGUCUUGUUUAUGGGUGUGCGCCCGAAUACGGAGACUAGCCUCCAUGGUGUAAAGAGCGAGGGCGGUGGCUGCCUCGGCAUCAGCAGCAUAGUCGUUCACCAAGGGAAAAGGAGGCCGUGGACGACAUAUGAAGACGCUCGAGAGUCGCUCAAGCCGUCCGUCGGUGGGCGAGCGCAUCUGCUACUCUUCAUCGCAAUGUCUGCUGGCGAUAUACGUUACAGCCUAAUUGACUCGGCAGAAUCGAUGUCCAAUCUACUCACGUCACAACAGAAUCUUCUGAUCGGUCUGCCGUCGCUCUUUUUAGACCUGGAAGGCGAGACUGAGCGGCAUCGACUCGAAGACGUGCAGCUGAUGGAGAACGCAGCUCGCCCGCGCGGGCAACGGCGAUAUCUGAAUGGAUUGGAUAAGUGUAUCGCAUCGUACGCACCUUUGUCACCCGAGGAGAAGGCUCGCUGGAAGGCCGCCAAAGAAGCCGGGCUCAAUCUGUUCCAUCCUAGCAGAGGAGGAUCAUACGAAGUCUUCAACUCGCGACCGAUGUCUACACCCAUCGGAAUCUACUGCAUCAACGACGUGCGAUAUCUUCCCCACUUGAGGGAGGCAUUGUGGCCGCAGCUUGAUGGAGUCUGGCGGCAGAAAGUGGGGGAGGAGACAAAGAAACGUAUCUUGGAAUCGCAGAGCCCAUUUUACAAGCCGCAGUCGGAGACUAAAAAGUUUGGGCCAUGGGGUAGAGCUUGA
Messenger RNA from Colletotrichum tamarilloi, 1392 nucleotides. Its product is annotated as 3'-5' exonuclease. NCBI's taxonomy places the organism in Eukaryota, Fungi, Ascomycota, Sordariomycetes, Glomerellales, Glomerellaceae. The transcript is spliced from 3 exons. The coding region runs from base 1 to 1392 and encodes 463 amino acids. The record is from RefSeq and is a predicted model, not a curated record.